AUGUACAGCGGAUACGACGACUACCCCAGCUACGGCAUGGGCGGAUACGGCAGCUCCAGAGGAGGCGGAUUCAUCGAGCAGUACCGGUGCUACUCUGUCGCCAUGAUGCAGGGAAACGAACGUCAAAACGUCAACCAUGGCGGAAAGAUUAUUUUGCCACAGUCUGCAUUGGCAAAGCUCGCCUCACUCCACAUCCAGUACCCUAUGCUGUUUGAGCUCUCCAAGGGAUCGCAGUCAACACACGCCGGUGUGCUCGAGUUUAUCGCGGAGGAAGGACGUGUCUACUUGCCUCACUGGAUGAUGAAGACAUUGGUGCUUUCAGAAGGAGACCUUGUCACGGUCAAGAGCGCCGGACUCCCUCUCGGAAGCUUUGUCAAGAUCCAGCCCCAGAGCGUCGACUUUUUGGAUAUCAGUGACCCCAAGGCUGUGUUGGAGAAUGCGCUUCGCAACUUUUCGACGUUGACCAAGGGUGACAACAUUGAGAUUUCUUACAACGACAAGAUCUAUGGAAUUCUAGUCAUGGAAAUCAAGCCCCCAGGUGUUGGUAUUUCGAUCGUCGAAACGGAUCUUGAGGUCGACUUUGCACCCCCUGUUGGAUAUCAAGAGCCCACCCCCGUCCCCAGAAGCAGGCCCAUCAUGGAGAGCAAGCUGAGGAAGGAAGUGGAGGAGAGGAUGGCGACGCCUGAUAGCGCCAAGAAGAUUCCCUUUGAAGGUCAAGGCCAGAGACUGACACCUGCUGGUGGAAGCAAAAACAAAUCGACUGGAAAAUCAACUCCUGUUACGGCUACACCUACAACAACAGCUAGCCCAGCACCCGCAAUCAAGGGCAAGCAGGUGGAUGUGUUGGACAAGGAUGGAUCAGAGGCACCUGCAGCGUUGAACUUGCCUGUGGGCAACCUCUACUUUGGAUACAAGUAUGUGCCCCGCAAGACGGAUGAGGAUAAGGUCAGAGAGGCAGAGGAGCAGGCCAACAAGGAGCCCGUGUUUGAGGGAUCAGGCCAGACUCUUCGCCCACCACGCAAGAAUGCGACGGCCAGGGGUAGUGGAGCCAAUUCGCCCAGUCCGUCUGUCUCGUCCGCGACCAGUGCCUCCAGGGCUCCCACACCAGCGGCACAGGCGCCCAGCACAGAGCCCAAGCCUGACCCUGUUCCCUUCCAAGGCAAAGGCAACACCAUGCGCUAA
Molecule: messenger RNA, 1182 nt
Organism: Linnemannia hyalina
Lineage: Eukaryota; Fungi; Mortierellomycota; Mortierellomycetes; Mortierellales; Mortierellaceae
Source: the annotation of a GenBank genome assembly